Molecule: messenger RNA, 2646 nt
Organism: Octopus sinensis (East Asian common octopus)
Lineage: Eukaryota; Metazoa; Mollusca; Cephalopoda; Octopoda; Octopodidae
Product: caspase-3-like
Exons: 2
Coding region: 1339-2394 (351 amino acids)
Biological process (GO): regulation of apoptotic process; proteolysis
Molecular function (GO): cysteine-type endopeptidase activity
Source: RefSeq, a predicted model, not a curated record
UUAUUCCAAUUUUAUGCUACACGCCGACUGACCGAUUAAUCACGUCUGGCCAACGUCUGUCCGACAGACUUUUUAAUCACGUCUGGCCAAUCGUCUGUCUAACGUCUGUCCGACUGUCCCAUUAAUCACGUCUGGCCAACGUCUGUCCCACGUCUCUCCGACUGACCCAUUAAUCACGUCUGUCGAACGUCUGUCCGACAGACCCAUUAAUCACGUCUGGCCAACGUCUGUCGGACUGUCCCUUUAAUCACGUCUGGCAAACGUCUGGCCAACGUCUGUCCGACUGUCCCAUUAAUCACGUCUGGCCAACGAGACAGACGAGUUGUUUGUUAUUAGAUAAGGACAAUAACCAUCUAUAAACAUUACGCCGCACUUUCGUACUUAACGCAAAAUGAGAUAUUUAUAUUUUUACUUAUUAUUUACUAUUGUAGAGAGGAAUUAAUAAUGGCAUAUUAUAAUUCAUAACGCAAACAAACGUGCGCGCACACACACACUCAUACACACACACACACAUACUUAUAUACCUGUGUCACUAUACCUGUGAUCAUUGUCAGAUUUCAUCGGCUGACGUCACACGUAACAUUUUUGCCUUCGCAAACCAGGAAGUGAAACUGUUGAACUUUAUUUUCCCAGUGAAAAUUGAUAAUUUUUACAGAUUUCCCUUGUUUUAAUACGCCGCACGUUAUAGAAUUUUUAGCAAAUCACUUCUUCCUAACAUCCGCAACAGACGCAGUUAUUACCAAACGUGCUCUCGUUUUGUCUUUGUUAUUUUCGCCCUUAGCAUUGUAAAACGGCCGACUGCCACAGCAUUUUGUGUUCUGAUACUAACAUCGAAUUAACAGGAAAAUAAAAUCUGUAAGAAACAGCUUCCUUCUUUCUCUUCAUUUUUAUUUUGCAUGUUUCGCUGACCCACGAACAUCAAAUCUUCUCAGUGUAACACAAUCGGUUAGAACUAUGUGAAAUGCGCAUUUUCUAAAAGUAUUCAGGUGAAACUAUUUAAUCGCUUGAAUGACAUGACUUUAAAUAUUUGUAGUUUCUUUGUUAUUGGUUUCUAAAAGAAAAAAAUAACUCUGAUUUACGUCAUCAGAGGAAAACUAUCCAGAACUUUGAAGAAAAUUUGAUUGGUUGAAGGAAAUUUAACAAGAGCCAUUGAAAUAUAUGUGUUUGUAAAUAACUAGGCUCAGUUAAUGAAGUCAUCGAACUGAGCAGACUACAUUACCCGAAACGUUUCUCUUCGUAAACCAGGAAGUGAAAGGGUGGACUGUUUUGCUUUUUUCUUUUCCAGGUAAAAAUUGAUAUUUUUAGAGAUUUAUAUUGUUUUCAUAUUAAGAACUUUAUAUGAGCAUGAAUGACGACCAAGUAUAUUAUAUUUCUAAGGAUCAAUUUCAAAAACUCCGAGUUGAUUUUGUAAAACUCAUGGACGAUAUCGAAUCAUUUUUAGAUGAAGCUUUAUCCAAUGGUUUGCUGACAUAUAGCAAUAAAGAGAGCAUAAUGUCUGAAAGAGAUUCUAACGAUCAGAAACGACGGUUACACGAAAUCCUAGGUAAGAAACUACCGGAUGGGUCCCGUAAAUUUGUGUCGGCUUUGGAAAAGUCAAACCAUAAGGAAAUUCUCAAGCUAUUAGACGAUCCGUCAGUCUACCCGAUGAAAUUCAAACCUCAUGGUCGUGUUAUAUUAAUAAAUAAUGUGAAAUUUCCCGUUGGGAGUAAAUACAAUGAAAGGCUCGGAAGCGAAAAGGAUGUGGAAGGUAUCAGGGAACUUUUCAAGGCUUUCAAUUUCGAUGUUCAACUUUAUUCUAAUAAAACGGCCGAGGACAUGAAAAGAAUAAUUGAGAAAGCAUCGAAGGAAAGUACAGCCCGUGAAGAUUGUUUCGUUAUGUUCUUGAUGUCCCAUGGUGUUAGAGGGAGUAUCAUUGGAACUGAUGGUAAGGAAUUAUCUUAUUCCACUAUUAAUACCAUUCUAAAGGAGAGUUAUGAGCUGAAAGACAAACCAAAGCUCAUUUAUGUAAACACUUGUCAAUUUAAACCUUCUUCAACUAAAGAAAAUACUUGUCGAAGUGAAACUCAAGUCAAAGUUGACGCAGAAUGUAGCAGCGCUGUCGAAAGUAAUUCUGAAAAGGAAUACAUCGGGCAAUAUUUCAACGUUCCAGAUCUCUAUGUUACUUUUGCCACCGUUCCAGAAGGCCUUGCUUACCGAACUGAGGCAAGUGGUUCUUUUUUCAUAAAAAGUUUAAUCAGUGUUUAUGAAAGGAACAAAGAUAGAUGUGACAUCUCAUCAUUAUCACUUGAUAUAAAUUCAGAAGUUUCGAAGGAAUGCAAAGAGAUUAACAUGGAUCAGGUUUCAAGUUGUUAUUCCACCUUGAAGAGAAAGGUGAUUCUUCGAGCCACAGAUUAACCUAAUUCUCUCUUCUCCUUCUCUCAUUAAAAUAUAAAGAAAUUGAACAACAAUGGUAUGUACGUUAAACCUUUCCAAAUUCGCCUCCAUCCACAACCUAAUCUGUAUACUUGGAUUCCACUUCACCUGACUAAUAAGUAUUUCUGAUUUCGGUACAAAGCCAACAAUUUAAAGAGGAGGACUUAUCAGACACCAUUCUCUGCAGAACUUUAUUUUAUUUUAUAAAUUACAUACGAUAUUUCUUUUGAAUUC